Molecule: messenger RNA, 903 nt
Organism: Guillardia theta CCMP2712
Lineage: Eukaryota; Cryptophyceae; Pyrenomonadales; Geminigeraceae
Exons: 3
Source: RefSeq, a predicted model, not a curated record
AACGGAUCAUGCCUUGCCUGUCCCUCGGGGAAGUACUCCAAUACCUCUGCUGCUUCCAUCUGCUCCAAUUGCUCCAUCCCUUUCAGCGGCUCUCUCAUGCCUGGGGCGACCUCCUCCUCCAACUGCUCCUGCCUGCCUGGCUACAGUGGAGGAGAAGAUAGUUGUCUCGCAUGUUCACCGGGCAUGUACAAGGAAAACUACGGAAGCAGUCAGUGUGCUUACUGCCCGAGCGGAAAGUUUUCGGAGCACUAUGCCAGCUCAGCGUGCAGUGAGUGCUCAUCAGCCUCAGGUGUCUACAAAAUGAAGGGAGAGAACGAUGUUUGCUCCAGCUGCUCUGCUGGCUCAUUUGCUGGGGAGAGUGCGAGUACGACUUGCUCGCUAUGUGGUCCGGGCGAGUUCAGCUCAUGGAAGGGCAGCAGCAACUGUUCACUGUGCGAGCCGGGCACGUUCUCGAAUCAGUCGGGGGCGAUCUCAUGCAGCCCCUGCGAGCCGGGGGCCUUCGCUUCCGCUUGGGGCUCUCUCUCCUGCUCCCUCUGUCCCAACGGAACUUUCUCGAGCAGCCCGGCCAGUGUGGAGUGUCAGGCAUGUGGAGAGGGGCAGACGUCGAUGCGAGGAAGCAGCGCCUGCAUGCAGUGCCUGCCCUGCUCCCCGGGAACCUUCAGCAAUGGCUCUAGCAGCUGCCUUGCCUGUCCUCCCGGCCUCUACUCUAACGCUUCUCAGUCCGCAUGUCGUGAGUGCCCGCAAGGCACCUUCACCAACACAUCAGGACAAUCCACCUGCCUCUCCUGCCCUCCUGGUGCCUUCCUUCUCAACUCCAUCUGCUAUCCCUGCCCUGCAGGUCUCUUUCUCUCCAAUUGGUCCUCGUGCUCUGCUUGCCUUCCAGGCUCCUUCUCUCUGCAAGGC